Molecule: messenger RNA, 1665 nt
Organism: Micromonas commoda
Lineage: Eukaryota; Viridiplantae; Chlorophyta; Mamiellophyceae; Mamiellales; Mamiellaceae
Exons: 2
Coding region: 1-1560 (519 amino acids)
Biological process (GO): translational initiation
Cellular component (GO): eukaryotic translation initiation factor 3 complex; cytoplasm
Molecular function (GO): translation initiation factor activity; protein binding
Source: RefSeq, a predicted model, not a curated record
AUGGUCAGGCAGUUCGUCGUGUACUUCUACCGCCACAUCCGCGAGAAGAACGUGUACGAGAUUCUUUCCAUGUACGAGAAGUCCUUCUCCGCCAUCUCCGAGCGCUACUUCAAGGCCUCCUCCUGGCCCAGCGCCGAGGCGAUCGCGAGGUACGCCGACAACGAUCACGUCUUUGGCCUGCUGUACAAGGAGAUGUACUUCCGCCACGUGUACGGCAAGACCACGCCCACGCUCGAUCAGCGCAAGGAGAGCUGGGAGAACUACUGCAACCUGUUCGGCGUGAUCCUUCACGGUAACGUCAACAUGCAGCUCCCCAACCUGUGGCUCUGGGAGAUGAUCGACGAGUUCAUCUACCAGUUCCAGUCCAUGUGCCAGUACCGCGGCAAGCUCUCCGUCAAGACCAAGGAGGAGCUCGCGGCGCUCAAGGGCUGCGACGACGUAUGGUCCGCGCUGGGCGUGCUCAACUUCCUCCAGGCGCUCGUGGACAAGUCCGGUAUCAUCGCCCACCUGGACAAGGAGCGCAGGGGCGAGGAGAAGUUCUCCGACACCGAGGGUUACGACUACAACCAGUCCAACGUGCUCCGAACGCUCGGGUACUUUGCGCUCAUCGGCCUCCACCGCGUGCACAUCCUCCUAGGGGACUACACCACCGCGCUCAAGGUUCUCGACCCGAUCGACCUCGACAAGCCCGGCAUCUUCACCAAGGUUCCCGGCGCGUCCGUUUCCACCGCCUACCACGUCGGCUUUGCGUACUUCAUGCUGGGCCGUUACACCGACGCCAUCCGCCACUUCAACGCGUCGCUCGUGUUCAUCAACAGGCACAAGGUGGCGGCGACCAGGCCUUACGCGCUGGACAUUCUGCUCAAGAAGCAGGAGCAGAUGUACGCGCUGGUCGCCAUGGCGGUGUCCCUGGGCGGCGCCGCGUCUGGCGGCGGCGCCAACGCCAGGAGCGGCGUCGUCCGGCUGCUCGAGGAGGGCGUGGUGAGCGCCCUGCGCGAGAAGCACGGCGACGACAUGGCGCGGAUGGGCCAGGGCGUCGUGUCCGCGUUCGACGAGCUCUUCUCCCUCUCAUGCCCCAAGUUUGUCACCCCCGCGCCUCCCGCCGGGUCCGCCGCGGAUGCCGAGGGCGCCGCCGCAAACUACAACGAGGAGGCGUACCGCUCGCAGCUCAAGCAGUUCCUCCAGCAGGUGUCGUCCUACGAGAAGCUCCCGGCGCUCCGUUCCUACCUCAAGCUGUACACCACGAUCUCCGUGGGUAAGCUCGCGGGUUUGAUGGAGGUGGAGGCGGGCGCGCUCAAGGCGCAGCUCGAGAACAUGAAGGCCAAGAGCCGACUGGUGGAAUGGAAGGGUGGGUCCUCGGCGCUGGACGGCGAGGAAGUUAGCGUCUCGGACGUGGAGUUCACCGUCGACGGGGAGAACAUCGCCGUGCACGACGUCAAGCCCGUGAAGAAGAACGGCGAUUUCUUUCUUAGGCACAUCGCGAAGCAGAACGAGCUCAUGGAGGAUCUCGGACCGGCCAAGCCCCUCGUGUACAAGGGCAAGCCCGUCGCCUCCGCUUGAUGACUGGAUGAGGAGAACACGUUCCAAGCGAGAGGGUCAAGAGGGUGGGGGUAAAACACGAUAGCUUUACGGCUUUACACGUCAUCGAAACGUUCUAUCGUUCAA